UUUUUUUUUCACUUCUUUACACAGCAAUGUCAUCAACAACAUUAUCAUUUCGACAACAAAAUAGACCCGAUCCAAUACCAAUACCAAAUAAAUAUUAUAAUAAUGAGGUAGAGAAAACAUCGUAUAAAGAUAUGAUUAAACAAUUAACAGCACAAGCACCUGAACCUUAUGGGGCUAUUCCACCUUUAAUAAAACGGAAUAAAAAAGACAAAAAGAAGAAGAAGAAGAAAAGUAAGAAAAGGGUUCCAAUGAUCAAACGAAUGUCACAUGUUGAGAAUUGGCUUGCUGUAGAUAGUAAAGAAAGUAUACCUGAUGAAGAAGAUUUAAAACAUUCUUCUCCUUUUCGUAAUUUCCUGUCAACAGAUUUUUUAGUAUUACCCUUACAUAUGCCACCACCUUCUCUUAGUGCUCAACAAGAAGAAGAUAAUAAGAUACCCAUAAAGAAACAAACAUUGCCUAGUAAAAUAAUAACAACGUCUUCAACUACUAAAGUCGAUUUAAGACCUGUUUUAUUUCCAAUAAAACAACCUCAAAACGGUGGAGAAGAAGAAGAAGAAGAAGAAGGAGAGUAUGAGGAAGAAUACGAAUUUAGUGAGGGAACAGAAGAAGAAGAGGAAGAAGAAGAAGAGGAAGAAGAGGAAGAAGAAGAGGAAGAAGAGGAAGAGGAGGAAGAGGAAAGCAACAAGAUAUUAAAUCGUAAAAGAUCAAUACCUUCAUUUUCUAAUUCACAAACGCCUUCUACAUCAACCACAAAAUCUUAUGCUAUGUCUGCAUCACCUCCUAUCUCCUAUCUUCGACAAAUGUCAAUAAAGGAAACCAGUAAAAGCAGUAAUCGUUGGUUAGAAACGAUUGCUCAGUUACGAAAAUCAUUGACUUUAUCUACACCAAAACCAAAAUUCAACUUUAUUCCUAUGCCACUUCCACCAAAACGUAAUCGAAACCUUCGUAAAAAGAGACGCUCAGAAGCAACCACACAACCACGAUUUAAUCCAGAAACGAAUACUUACUUAAGAGAUACCCGAUCCAAUCCAGAUCAUCUGCGAAUGAUAUCUGCUGAACUCAAUAUGAUGAGACAUAAAAAGUUAUCAAGUCCUUUAAAGCCUCGAGGAUUUUUACCGAGAAGAAAAGAUGCCUUUAUACGCGGUUCAAAUAGAAAAUUAUCUCUUUUAAGAAAUGAAAUAAAACUAAAGGAGACUAAUUCAUUAUAAUAAAUUCCUUAAGUGUAUAAUAGAGAUAGAAGGAAGAAAAUAAGGAGAACUUGAUUGUUAUUUCCAUAAAGCUUAGACUCUAUUUAAGCCUUUCAAGGUAUCAUUUUUACUUACUUUUAAGAACCAUCAUAAUGAAAGGAUAUGUUUGAAGAUUAUAUAAAUGUAUACAGAAUAGAUAUAAUAACAGCUUCAAAUGCCUACCAGGUAAAAUCAUCUAAGGCACCAACAAAUAUAUCAAUUGCGUUCAUAGUAAUUAUUACAUUGUAUUGUCUUUUCAUUUAUAUUCAUGUAUACCGUAC
This is a messenger RNA of Cokeromyces recurvatus, 1507 nucleotides long. RefSeq lists its product as uncharacterized. The record is from RefSeq and is a predicted model, not a curated record. NCBI's taxonomy places the organism in Eukaryota, Fungi, Mucoromycota, Mucoromycetes, Mucorales, Mucoraceae. The transcript has 2 exons. The coding region runs from base 27 to 1208 and encodes 393 amino acids.